Ixodes scapularis (black-legged tick) is the source of this 2585-nucleotide messenger RNA. RefSeq names its product zinc finger protein 678. Gene Ontology annotation, cellular component: nucleus. The transcript has 2 exons. Lineage: Eukaryota; Metazoa; Arthropoda; Arachnida; Ixodida; Ixodidae. The coding region runs from base 289 to 1758 and encodes 489 amino acids. The record is from RefSeq and is a predicted model, not a curated record. Gene Ontology annotation, molecular function: DNA-binding transcription factor activity, RNA polymerase II-specific; RNA polymerase II cis-regulatory region sequence-specific DNA binding. Gene Ontology annotation, biological process: regulation of transcription by RNA polymerase II; central nervous system development.
GACAACACCACAACAGUAAUCCAGCAGUAAUCACCACGAUCCAUGAUCACACGAUCACUACCACGUGAUAACCGUUCAGUGUCAACAUCAACAAAUGCAAGCAAAAACGCGACAAGCCCUCAACUGCCUCAACCACGACCGCCUCGACACUGGCACACUGGCACGUCUUGUGCUUUUGCCUUUUGCUUCAUUCGGUCGUGCUUUUGCUUCGCGUUGUGCCUCCUUCACAGUCUUGUGAACCAUUUUAUGAAGCUGACUUGAAUCCUUGAGCUAACCAUAGCCCUUCGUAUGGAAGGUAUGGAACCGCCUCCGACAGCGUCCCCGUGGGAUGGUGUUGGUGCUGCACUAUUAGAGGAGACCAGCUGCCUACUGAAAGCCACCAAUGAGAUCUGGUUCAGAUGCUAUUCCUGCACCCAUGCCACCAGAGACCAGCAUGAAAUUGUGAGCCACCUGGUUGCCCAUGGUGAUGAAGAACAAUUCAAGUGCCAGCAUACUCCCAUGUUAUCUGGCUGUAGGUCCAAAGUGCACAGCAACACUGAGAAGGACAAAGGAAAUAAGUUAGAGUGCCCCACGUCUCCAAGAAUGCACCUAGAAAAGCAGCUCUGUGGGAUUUAUGUACAGAGACCUCAGGAGUGUCCCAAAACCAUUAAGAAUUGCUCUACCGCAAAAGACCACAUUCAAAAACACACAGGUGAAAAACCUUACAAGUGUGGGCAAUGCCUCAGAGCCUUCACUCAGGUUUCAGAUCUGGCUGUCCACAUUUGUAAGCAUACAGCUGAGAAAUCUUAUAAAUGCAAGCUAUGCCCCAAUGCAUACACUUGUCUUUCAAGCCUGACUGUCCACAUUCGAGCACAUACAGGUGAGAAACCUUACAAAUGUAAGCAAUGUUCCAAAGCGUUCCCUCGGCUGUCAACCUUAACUAACCACACUCGAACACACACAGGUGAAAAACCUCACAAAUGUGAGCAAUGCCUCAAAGCCUUCACUCAGUCUGCACACCUGACUCGCCACAUUCAAAUGCACAAAGGUGAAAAACCUUACAAAUGUGAGCAAUGUCUCAAAGCCCUUACUCGGCUUUCAGAUCCGACUGUCCACAUUUGUAAGUAUACACCUGAGCAACCUUAUAAGUGCAAGCUAUGCACUAAUGCAUACACUUGUCUUUCAAGCCUUACUGUCCACAUGCGAGCACAUACAGGUGAGAAACCUUACAAAUGUGAAGAAUGCUCCAAAGCCUUCACUCGGCUCUCAACCUUAACCAACCACAUUCGAACGCACACAGGUGAAAAACCUUACAAAUGUGAACAGUGCCUCAAAGUCUUCACUCAGCCUGCACACCUCACUCGCCACGUUCAAAUGCACAUAAGCGAAAGACCUUACAAGUGCGAGCAAUGCCCCAAAACUUUCACUCGGCUUUCAGAUCUGACUGUCCACAUUCGUAAGCAUACAGCUGGGAAACCUUAUAAAUGCAAGCUAUGCAACAAUGCCUACACUUGUCUUUCAAACCUGACUGCCCACAUUCGAGUGCAUACAGGUGAGAAACCUUACAAAUGCGAGCAAUGCUCCAAAGCCUUCACUUGGCUCUCAGCCUUAACUGAUCACAUGCGGCUGCACACAGGUGCAAAACCUUACAAAUGCAAGCAAUGCCCCAAAGCCUUCAUUCGGCUUGCACAACUCACUGACCACAUUCGAAUUCACACCGGUGAAAACCUUACAGGUGUGAGUGAUGCCCUAAAGCCUUCACUCAGCCUGCAGACCUGACUUUCCACAUUCAAAUGCAUACAGGCAAACAGCCUUACAAAUGUGAGCAAUAUCCCAAAGCUUUUGAUCAUAUAAUAAAAGCCUAGUUUUCCACAAUCGAAAGUACAUACGGUAGGUCAGAAACCUUAAAAAUGCAGCAUCCGCAGCUGAACCAUGGACAAAAAGCCUUACAAGUGCGAGCAGUGCUCCAAAUCCUUCACUCGGUGUUCAUCCUUGACUGUCCACAUUCAAAUGCAUACAGGUGAGAGACCUUACAAGUGCAAGCAAUGACCCAAAGCCUUUGUUAGAAAUAGCAGUCUCGUUGGUCACUGAAACACACGUGGGUGAAAAACCAACAGAUGAGGUUGACAAAAACAAAGGGCAAGCAUGCAACGACACUGGCAGGGAAUAGGCAUUUCAAAUGUCAGCAGUGUGCCAGAACAUAUUUGGACUGCCAAUAUGGUUGGUCACGUGCAACAAACCACGCCUGCAAAACAUGAGUAGUGUUGGCAUUGCACGUAAGCCUUUCGUUGGAACGCAACCGUUUUUGUGUACAUAAAGGUAUAGGGAAGUGGAGGAUGAUUUGAAGCCACUAGUGGUCAAGCAGCUGGUCAGCCCUGAUGGCAAACAUUCUGUUAAGCUUUUUAAUGAGAUGGGUCAGAGCAGCCAUGUCUCAAGGAAUCCAAACUCAGCCAUGCUUCUGUUUGGAUUAGAGUUCUUUGCAUUGUUGCCUAAAGUAUUUUCUUUUAGAAUUGUGUAACACACUUGCAAACAUACCUUCAUUGUGAUGAUUUGUUUUACUUUCCUCACUUUUCUCAGUGUCUGCAGGCAAUAAAUGUGUGACCAGA